AGUGCAAAAAAUAAAAUAUCCACAUUACGUGUCAACUUUUUCGUUCCGCAAUUUGGUUGUGUGUGGUGUUGAAGGAGUUGUAUAUUUUUAUUCCUCUCAACUCAUAACCAACAUUAAAUUUUCACAUUCAUCCAAAUCGUAUCUAAAAAAAAAACUUCUUCAAUUCAAUAAAAACCCUUCUACAAAAUGCUCCAAUGCAUUAAUCAAACACUUGCCAAUUAAAAGUGCACUAAAACUAUGCAGCUAUAAAAAAUAAAGUGGUUCACACUCUCACAGAGCAAAGUCAAAAUCACACACUAACUAAAUUCAAAAAGGUACAAAUAUUUAUGUAGUUUCUCAAUGAAAAUAAACAUAAUGCUUGCCUGGAACUUUAAGUCCUCCUCUUCUUGUACACUGACUAAAUCCGCACAAAAUGCUAUAUUAGCUUUGAUUCUAUUAGUCCAAUUGACACGUGCCGCCGAAUCUAGCAAUCGUCUGCGUGUUGUCUACGCUGUCAAUGCUGGUGGCGAUAGUCACACUGACAAAAAUGGUAUCCUCUUUGAACAGGAUCCAUUGAGAGGCAAAAUUGGCACAGAAUCUGAUUAUGGCAAGCAAUUGCUUAUAAUUGGAAGAGUCUCACAACAAGAUGAGAUUCUUUAUCAAACAGAACGCUAUCACACUGCCACUUUUGGUUAUGACCUCCCAGUCACCGAAGACGGUGAAUAUGUGCUAAUACUAAAAUUCUGCGAAGUCUACUUUAAUGCACCGAAUAUGAAAGUAUUUGAUGUUGUACUUAAUGGUGACCACACUGUCAUCUCGGAUUUAGAUAUAUUCCAUCAGGUGGGCAAGGGAACAGCUCACGAUGAGUAUGUGUUCUUCACUGUGUCGAGAAAGCGACUGUUUGUAAAAGAAGAGGAAUCUGAGAUCAGAAAUGGCCGAAUUCGGUUGGAAUUUGUCAAAGGGAUUAAGGAUAAUCCUAAGAUAAAUGCAUUUGCCUUGUUGAAAGGCGAUGUAGAAAGUAUUCCUAGAUUACCGCCCAUUGUGAUGGAGGAGCGUGCUACUCCAUUAGAGACUGAGAUACCGAUUGAGGAUCUUGUGGAGAAGCCGGUAUUGAAAUCGCGCAAAACGAGCGGACCGAAACAGCCGAAUCCUUAUACAAUGGAUGAUUCGUCAGUAAUGCUGCCUGUAUUUAUUGCAAUUGGAGCAUUUAUUCCUCUGCUAUUUUGCCUAUGCAAGCUGUGAUUUACUUAAGUUUAUUUUGUUUUUUCUUUAUUUUUUUUUUUUAUGAGCAAAGCUAUUUUUUUUUAAUGUUUGUUUU
Messenger RNA from Episyrphus balteatus (marmalade hoverfly), 1297 nucleotides. Its product is annotated as malectin. Bases 340 to 1221 code for a protein of 293 amino acids. Lineage: Eukaryota; Metazoa; Arthropoda; Insecta; Diptera; Syrphidae. The transcript has a single exon. The record is from RefSeq and is a predicted model, not a curated record. Gene Ontology annotation, cellular component: membrane. Gene Ontology annotation, molecular function: carbohydrate binding.